CACAAUCAGACGAGACAAGAUGGCAUUGAGGGCAGCAGUGAGGAAUAAGAGUGCUUUAUCAGCUCUUCUUUCCCAGCUGUCCCCCUGCAGCAGUCAUGGCAGAGUGUGUGUCACUCAGAGGAGGAACAACUCCACCUCACCCAAAAUAAAGGUGGAUUUUGACCAGAGUGCAGGUGUCGCAGUGAUGCGCCUGCAGAGUCCACCGGUCAACAGCAUGAGUUUAGAUUUCCUCACAGAGUUGUGCAUUAACUUGGAGAAGCUGGAGAUGGAUAAGAGCUGCCGAGGCCUCAUCAUCACCUCGAGCCAACCCAAGGUGUUCUCAGCCGGGCUGGACAUCAUGGAGAUGUACGGGAAGAGUCCUGAGAGCUGUGGAGAAUUCUGGAGAGCUGUUCAAGAGAUGUGGCUGAAACUCUACAGCUCCAACAUGAUCACUAUAGCUGCAAUCAACGGUUCCAGUCCUGCUGGUGGAUGUCUGAUGUCUCUGACAUGUGACUACAGGAUAAUGGCGGACAACCCGCGUUACAGCAUCGGCCUUAAUGAGACGCAGCUUGGCAUCGUGGCACCUUUUUGGUUUAAGGACACCAUGGUUAAUACAGUGGGUCACAGGACCACAGAGAUGGCCCUGGAGCUUGGAUUGCUCUACAACUCUUCAGAGGCCCUGAAGAUAGGCCUGGUAGACAAACUGGUACCAGAAGACCAGGUCUUGACCACAGCCACACAAACCAUGACCAAGUGGCUGGCCAUUCCAGACCACGCCAGACAGAUCACCAAGUCCAUGAUGAGGAAGCCAACCAUCGACAAGCUAACGUCCAACAGAGAGGCUGACAUCCAAAACUUUGUCAGCUUCAUCACCAAAGACUCCAUUCAGAAAUCGCUUCGUGUAUAUCUGGAGAUGCUUAAAAAGAGAAAGGGCUAGAGAAGACAGACAAACAUAUAAAAUGACCUACACAUGUCAGACUUUGUGAAUAGUUGAAAACACACCUGCCAUCAUUUUUAAUAACCCUAUGUGACGAAACUAGCUUGGGGAGAACACAUCCAAGAUCAACAGCAAUGAUUCAAUGACAAAAAAUAUUUUUCGAUCUCACUUUCCAGGAACUUAAGUUGAAAAGUAACACCAAGAAAUGUUCAAACUUUUCUCUUAUUUUGAGAAGAAUAAAUAAUUUCAGUAGAAUGUUCACCUUGUUGCUGUCCUCGUUUCUCAGGCUUUCAGUUCUCACAAAGUAAAUAAUGCAGUUUAUGAUGGCAGGCAGAUUUAUCACUCAAAAUGCAGCUAUGGCUAGUUAACAUAAGCUAAUUCCUCAGCUAGUGGGAUUUUGGAUGUUUUGUUCUUGGCUGUGUUUUUUCCCCCAAGCUAUAAUAUUUUUCUUAUUUGCCAAUGAAGUCAUCAGUAUUUAGUGUUAUAGAGAAGUAAAUGAUUUGAAAUUAAAUUGGCAUAGGCUUAAAAUAUGCACGUUGAUAUUAUUCUAAAAGAUUUAGUAUAAACAUCAGAAUCCUCCCCAGUAGCAAUAUGUGUUGCGGUGUAGCGCUAGUCAUCAUAACAUAGUAUGGUAUUAAACAAAAAAAAAAGACACUCCCCACACUCUUUAAAUGCCAAGUAUCACUCUUACUGCAGCCCCACACACACCACCUCAACAUGUGAGAAAAUUCGUACAGGUGACAGGUGUGCCAUGCCCUCAUAUGGCUUCUACAUUUGAUUGGACAGCCAUAUUUUGGUCAGUGACAGAGACAACAAAGCCUCACUAUUAAAGUGCCUAGCCUUACUGUACCUUAAAAAGCCAUAACAAAUAAUGAAAGUACGCUCAGUGCAUUUGAACAGCCCAUUGUGAGCAAAGCCUUUUGUCAUCUUAACAGAUUUGUGUAUAUUCACUUUUUUUGACUGUUUCUAAAAUAAAAUAAAUGGGUGCA
This is a messenger RNA of Scomber japonicus (chub mackerel), 1905 nucleotides long. Its product is annotated as enoyl-CoA delta isomerase 1, mitochondrial-like. Gene Ontology annotation, cellular component: mitochondrion. The transcript has 7 exons. Gene Ontology annotation, molecular function: enoyl-CoA hydratase activity. Lineage: Eukaryota; Metazoa; Chordata; Actinopteri; Scombriformes; Scombridae. The coding region runs from base 20 to 916 and encodes 298 amino acids. Gene Ontology annotation, biological process: fatty acid beta-oxidation. The record is from RefSeq and is a predicted model, not a curated record.